AUGAAGCUUGUGAAGGGUGGGGUCAAUAUGAUAGAGCCUCGAGGCAAUGACUACAUCCUACCACCACCCGGCUUCAUCAGAGAAGAAGGGAUUCGAGAUGAGCAAGCUCUUCGCCAAGUAGAGUUGAAUGAGCCGCUGGAGUUAGAAAUUGAUUGUUUAGCAAAAUUCACCAACAAAAACACCAUAAAUUCAAUUAAGCUUCCAUCUCGCGUAGAAAUUCACAAACAAAUUUACAAACUCCAUGUUGCGGGCUUCCAUCUUGUUUUGCUUCAAUCCAGCAUCGGUAUUUUAUUCGGCGAUAUAUUCAGAGAGUCUGUAUGCCCUGUUUUCUAUUGGAGGGAUAUACCACCUGGUAACAGACGCUACAUCGAGCUUAUGAUGCUGUAUUUGUCAAAAAACAUGCUUAUUUGGAGGUACAGGUCCUUAUUUCUGGUGCUUUGCGCUGCAUAUAUAUUUUCACUCCAUUUAUUGCGUUUCAAGCAUAUGGAUACUACAAUUUAUGUCUAGGACAUUCCUUAGAUGAAAUGAGGCCCUGGUGCAAAGCAAGACUACCUCUUCUGUACAACUAUAUUCACAGUCAUUAUUGGUAUGCUCAUCUUUUUUUCUAGUGUUAAUGGGUUUUCACCUUGCUAAUCGCCUCAUCGCUUUUUAUGCAGCUGUAACGCUCGAAACUCUUUAUAUCAUGCAG
Molecule: messenger RNA, 688 nt
Organism: Juglans microcarpa x Juglans regia
Lineage: Eukaryota; Viridiplantae; Streptophyta; Magnoliopsida; Fagales; Juglandaceae
Exons: 5
Coding region: 1-507 (168 amino acids)
Source: RefSeq, a predicted model, not a curated record